Molecule: messenger RNA, 938 nt
Organism: Lagopus leucura (white-tailed ptarmigan)
Lineage: Eukaryota; Metazoa; Chordata; Aves; Galliformes; Phasianidae
Gene: CAAP1
Product: caspase activity and apoptosis inhibitor 1
Exons: 6
Coding region: 13-903 (296 amino acids)
Source: RefSeq, a predicted model, not a curated record
GAGCGCGGGGUCAUGCCGGGCCGGAAGGAGAAGAAGCGGCGGCGCUCCCGCUCCUGCUGCCCUGAGGGAGCGGCGGGCGGCGACAGGAAGCGGCGCAGCGCCGAGUCCGGUCGCGGCGCGCCGGAGGAAGAAAAAUGCAAUGUGCCACCUGGAGAAAAAACAGAAGAAUCCGAGCAACUCAGUGAUGUAGAGGAAGGGGGAUUAGAUCUCAGCGUGUCUCUCAAACCAGUCAGUUUCUACAUUGCAGACAAGAAGGAAAUGCUUCAGCAGUGUUUCUGUGUCAUAGGGGAGAAGAAACUACAGAAGAUGCUGCCUGACAUUUUAAAGAGCUGUUCCAUGGAUGAAAUCAAAAGGCUUUGCUUGGAGCAGCUGGAGAUGUUGUCUGAAAAAAAACUGUUGAAGAUACUUGAAGGCAAGAGUGGAGCUGAUUCUGAUACUGACGAGGAUGGUGAUGGAGAAGACAAGACUGGAGGUGAAUCAGUCAGUCAGCAGGACAACAGCAUAGACUCCACUUCUUCUUUGCGAGAAGACAAGCUGGAAGGUCAGGAAUCAAAACAAGGUAAAGGAGAAGAUAGUGAUGUCCUCAGCAUAAAUGCAGAUGCGUAUGAUAGUGACAUAGAGGGUCCAUGUGAUGAAGAAGGCAGCCCAGAUGUGCAAGAAGACACUGUCAGGAGUGGAGCUGGUCAGAUUGAUGACCUUCAGAAGGACAUUGAGAAAAGUGUGAAUGAGAUACUGGGGUUGGCAGAGUCUUGCCCAAAGGAGUCUAAAGCAGCAAGCUUAGCUGUUCCUCCAUUAGAAGAUGUUCAGCCAUCAGCACAGCAGCUAGAACUCCUUGAGCUUGAAAUGAGGGCCAGAGCUAUUAAGGCUCUAAUGAAGGCUGGUGAUGUAAAAAAACAGCACUAAGAUUGUUUACAAUAAAUUCUCAGUAUCUUUUGAAA